Fundulus heteroclitus (mummichog) is the source of this 895-nucleotide messenger RNA. RefSeq names its product receptor accessory protein 5 (gene reep5). Lineage: Eukaryota; Metazoa; Chordata; Actinopteri; Cyprinodontiformes; Fundulidae. The transcript is spliced from 5 exons. The record is from RefSeq and is a predicted model, not a curated record. The coding region runs from base 106 to 675 and encodes 189 amino acids.
CUCCCCAUCGCUGCGGGUUGGGCUGUGUUGGGUUACAGGGGUGUGGCGCCACCAUCAACGAUCAUUUCCUAAUUCAUCCCCAUCGCUGAAGGAGGUAGCGCAGCCAUGGCGCAGGGUCUCAAGGAGAGAUUUGACAAGUUCCUUCACGAGAAGAACCUCAUGACAGAUGCUCUGGGCAAAGUCGAAGCCAGAACCGGAGUAAACAGGACGUACAUCGCUGCCGGAGUCAUAGCUGUGAUCGCAGUUUACCUCGUCAUCGGUUACGGGGCCUCCCUGCUGUGUAACCUCAUCGGCUUCCUUUACCCAGCCUACAUAUCGAUUAAGGCGAUUGAAAGUGCGACCAAAGACGACGAUACAAAGUGGCUGACCUACUGGGUGGUGUACGGACUCUUCAGUGUGGCGGAGUUCUUUGCCGACAUCUUCCUCUCCUGGUUCCCUUUCUACUAUAUCGGAAAGUGUGCCUUCCUGGUGUGGUGCAUGGCUCCUACCCCCUCUAAUGGCUCCAUCCUGAUCUACCAACGCAUCAUUCGGCCGCUCUUCCUCAAGCACGAGGUCAAGAUCGACGACGCGGUGAAAAACAUUAAGGACAGGGCGUCAGAGGCAGCCGACAAAUUCAAAGAUGAGGCUAAGAAAGCAACAGCAAAUCUGAUGUUCGAGGAGAAGAAAAGCUCCUAAGAGUGAUGCCUUCCGUCGCACGCCGUCUGCUCUGGACCGCACCGUGAUGCAGAAACAAAACGGGCUUUGAGUGUUGUUUUUAGGCCGUCCCAACUAGACUGUUAGCUUGAGUGUCAUGCUGGAUGUGUUUCAUUUAAUCAUGUCUCCUGCAUCAUCCGUUUGCCUGUAUGAUGUUCUCAUUAGUGUAUGCUUCAUGAACCAAAUAAAACGGAUAAAUGGA